Molecule: messenger RNA, 1746 nt
Organism: Calypte anna (Anna's hummingbird)
Lineage: Eukaryota; Metazoa; Chordata; Aves; Apodiformes; Trochilidae
Gene: RUNX2
Product: RUNX family transcription factor 2
Exons: 7
Coding region: 16-1653 (545 amino acids)
Biological process (GO): hemopoiesis; neuron differentiation; regulation of cell differentiation
Cellular component (GO): nucleus
Molecular function (GO): ATP binding; RNA polymerase II cis-regulatory region sequence-specific DNA binding; DNA-binding transcription factor activity, RNA polymerase II-specific
Source: RefSeq, a predicted model, not a curated record
GAACGGAGAGGGACUAUGGCAUCAAACAGCCUGUUCAGCUCAGUGACACCAUGUCAGCAAAACUUCUUUUGGGAUCCCAGCACAAGCCGGAGGUUCAGCCCCCCCUCCAGCAGCCUGCAGCCCGGCAAGAUGAGCGAAGUCAGCCCGGUCGUAGUAGCCCAACAGCAGCAACAGCAGCAGCAGCAACAGCAGCAGCAGCAAGAAGCAGCGGCCGCCGUGCCCAGGCUGCGCCCCCACGAUAACCGCACCAUGGUGGAGAUCAUCGCUGACCACCCCGCCGAGCUGGUCCGCACCGACAGCCCCAACUUCCUCUGCUCCGUCCUGCCCUCGCACUGGCGCUGCAACAAGACCCUCCCGGUGGCAUUCAAGGUGGUGGCCUUAGGAGAAGUGCCUGAUGGGACAGUGGUCACCGUCAUGGCUGGAAAUGAUGAGAACUACUCUGCAGAGCUGCGAAACGCUUCGGCCGUGAUGAAGAACCAGGUGGCCAGAUUUAAUGACUUAAGAUUUGUGGGCAGAAGUGGAAGAGGGAAGAGCUUUACUUUGACAAUAACUGUCCUGACAAAUCCCCCACAAGUCGCUACAUACCACAGAGCUAUAAAGGUUACAGUGGAUGGGCCAAGGGAGCCAAGAAGGCACAGACAGAAGCUUGAUGACUCUAAACCUAGUUUGUUCUCUGAACGCCUCAGUGAUUUAGGGCGCAUUCCUCAUCCCAGUAUGAGAGUAGGGGUCCCGACCCAGAGCCCACGGCCCUCUCUGAACUCUGCACCAAGUCCUUUUAAUCCACAAGGACAGAGUCAGAUUACAGACCCCAGGCAGGCACAGUCAUCCCCGCCAUGGUCCUACGACCAGUCUUACCCAUCCUACUUGAGCCAGAUGACUUCACCAUCCAUUCACUCCACAACUCCCCUGUCCUCCACUCGAGGCACAGGACUUCCAGCCAUCACCGAUGUGCCCAGACGCCUCUCAGACUCAGACCCUUGCACUCCUGAUGCUCCACCUGCUGCCACUUCACCACCAACUUCUGAAGAAGCGGGACCUUUCACAGCUCCAGCAUCACCUUCCUCUUCCUCUGAUGCUGGCACAGCAUCAUUUUCACCACCAUUACCUGCCUGUGUUGCAGCUUUACAUUCCAAGCCUCUGCCUGUUCUACCAUCAACAUCAACUUCUGCUGCCACUCUUCACCCUGGACACCCUUCUCUUCCUGCACCACCCACCUCUACCCCAUCCCUGCACCCUGGAUUGUAUUUGCCAGUAGUCCCACCUGGCAAUGCCACCCACCUCAUCAACUGGCUGCCCUUCCUUGCUUCUGCAACACUUGCCACCAUUCGAGGGAAGGAGGAAGACCAAGCACCCUUACCAACCGGCUCCCUGGAAGGCAUGAAGCGCUGCAGCAGCACCCCCCUGCCUCCCUCCCAUGAUGGAAAUCCCCAAGUGGCACCCAUGGGAGACAGGGCUCCAGGGGCUCCUUCCUCAUCCCCCUCCACCCAUGCUCUGCCUCCUCCAGGCUCUGAGCAGUCCUCAGCCAAUGUCAGUGACAUCCUGGCAGAGCUGAGGACGAUGAACGGCCACCUCUCUGUCAUUGCGCGAGCCCUAACACAGCUGGCAUCAUCUCUGGCACCACAGCAGGAGGAGGGGGGCACCCCACCCCCUUAGUGCGAGCUCUGCAGGGGCUGCUGGUGGCUGGGGACAGCCCAUGGUGGAGGUUGGAUGGAGGAAAGGGACCCUACCCAAACUUUUAUGUACCCU